AUGCGACCUGCCCCCAGCCACCGGCUGCCCCUGCCUGCUCUCCUCCUCUGCCUCCUCCUGCAGCAGCCGAGCAGCAGCGAGGCAUGGAAGCAGCACGCCCCGCGCCUUCGUCUCGCCUACAAAGAUCUGCUGAAAUCCAACAGCUCUCGCCUGUUGCUGGCCUCAGGGGAUGGGCUGGAUUUCCAAGCCCUUUUGGUGGAUGAAGACAGGGCCUGGCUGAUGGUGGGAGCAAAAAACCACAUCUUCCUGCUCCACCUGGACCAUCCCAGCAGAGAGCCCGAGAAGAUUUUCUGGCCAGCCCCCAGGGAGCAGGUUGAGCAUUGCCAGCUGGCCGGGAAGAACGUGGAGACGGAGUGUGCCAACUUCAUCCGCCUCCUCCAACCCUUCAACAGGACCCACGUGUUCGCCUGCGGCACCGGCUCCUACCAACCCGUUUGCGCCUUCAUCCAGCUGGCAGCCAGGGGGAAGGGUCCCGGGGCUCCCCCCAUGAGGUUGGUGACCCACUCCUUGGAAUCGGGGCGAGGACGGUGCCCGUACAGCCCCCACGAACCCUUCACGGGGCUCCUCAUCGAUGGGGAGCUGUAUUCGGGCACCUCCAGCGACUUCAUGGGCAGCAGUGCUGCCUUCUUCCGCACCUGGGUCCGUGGGGCCGAGCAGAGCUACAUCCGGACAGAGCAGAACCAGGACCACUGGCUACACGAGCCCGCGUUCGUUGGCGCCUAUGCCAUCCCUGAUACCUACAACCCACACGAUGACAAGGUCUACGUCUUCUUCCGCGAGACGGCCAUGGAAGCUGGGCAGUGGGAGAGGCGGCACAUCCACGCCAGGGUGGCCCGGGUCUGCAAGAACGAUGUCGGAGGGAAGCGCAGCCUCAUCAACCGCUGGAGCACGUUCCCCAAGCCCCGCCUGGUGUGCUCCAUCCCCGGGCCCCAGGGCACCGAGACCCACUUCGACCAGCUCGAGGAUGUUUUUCUCCUGCGCACCAGGGACCCCCAGAACCCCCUCGUCUUCGGCCUCUUCACCGUCUCCAGUGGUGUCUUCAGUGGCUCUGCCGUCUGCGUCUACUCCAUGGCUGCCGUGAGAGCUGCCUUCAGCGGCCCCUUUGCACACAAGGAGGGAUUCGACUACCGUUGGGUAGAAUACAAGGGCCGUGUCCCCUAUCCCCGUCCCGGCACGUGCCCCAGUGAGACGUACGACCCCCUCCUGCAGUCCACCAAGGACUUCCCCGACGAGGUGAUCAGCUUCAUGCGCGCCCACCAGCUGAUGUGGGAGCCCGUGUACCCGCAGGGCCGCCAGCCCGUCCUGGUGAGGGCCCCUUACCGGCUGCGGCGGCUGCUGGUGCACCGGCUGGAGAUGGAGAGCCGGCACUAUGACGUGCUCUUCCUCGGCACAGAUGAUGGUAAAGUCCUGAAGGUGGGGCUGGCCGGCGGGGGGAGCCGUGGCACCGAGGUGAUCAGCCUGGAGGAGGUUGGCGUCACUAAGCAGGAGCUGUUUGUGAGCAGCACCCACGGGCUGCUCCAGCUCUCCCUGUACCGCUGCGAGCUCUACGGCAAAACCUGCACCGACUGCUGCCUGGCCAGGGACCCCUACUGCACCUGGGACGGCAGGACCUGCGCCCCACACAUGUUCACCGAGAAGAGGCGUGCCCGCUGCCAGGACGUGCUGAAGUCUGACCCGCUCAGCCAGUGCCAGGACACCGCAGAGGGGACCGCCGCCGUGGAGAAGCUGGUUUUUGGGGUGGAGAAGAACUCAACCUUCCUCGAGUGCCUGGCGCGCUCCCCGCAGACGACCGUCCGGUGGCUGGUGCGGCACGGCGAGGAGAUGGGCCUGAGCGAGGUGAGGAACAACGGCCACUUCUCAGUGCUGGAGCAAGGGCUGCUGAUCCGCCAGCUGUCGAGGGAGGACGCGGGCACCUACGAGUGCCAGGCGGUGGAGCGCUCCUUCUCCCGUCCCCUCACCCGGUACAGCCUCCGCGUCAUCAGGCAGGAGGCCAUGGAGGUGCCACCUUACAAACGGAGCAAGGGGGCCGAGCUGGGAGGGACCCACCAGAGCCCCCGGCCCCGGAUUGACCUCCACCCGGGCUACAAGGGCUUCCCGCGGGCCCUGGGGGCACCGGGCACCAGCCUGGAUGUCUACUGCAACGCCCUGCGGCACCAGGAAAGGCAGCGGCAGAAAGCCUGGCACCAGAAAUGGCAGCACCCGUCGCCGGACAGCAAGAGCGGCCGUGUGCGGAGGCACCCCCAGCCCCUGUGA
Charadrius vociferus (killdeer) is the source of this 2253-nucleotide messenger RNA. RefSeq names its product semaphorin-3D-like. Gene Ontology annotation, molecular function: semaphorin receptor binding; chemorepellent activity. Lineage: Eukaryota; Metazoa; Chordata; Aves; Charadriiformes; Charadriidae. Gene Ontology annotation, biological process: negative regulation of axon extension involved in axon guidance; semaphorin-plexin signaling pathway; neural crest cell migration. The record is from RefSeq and is a predicted model, not a curated record.